AUGUCUGCUUCACGGCAACUCAGAAUCUUGAUCACGGGCUGCACACCGGGCGGAACGGGUGCGGCCCUAGCAAUUGCCUUCCACAACGCGGGGCAUCACGUCUACGCCACAGCGCGUGAUCCGUCCAAGAUGAUGCCGCUCGAGAAGCUGGGAAUCGAAACUGUUGCUCUCGAUAUUACAUCAACGUCGUCCAUCGCCUCAGCUGUCUCUUCUGUUGCCUCCUCCUUGCCCGACGGAAAAGGCUUGGACAUGCUUGUCAAUAACGCUGCCGGAAGCUACACGAUGCCCAUUGCAGACGCGUCUUUAGAUGCAGCAAAAGAGAUGUUCAACGUCAAUGUAUGGUCCCAAGUGGCUGUCACCCAAGCGUUUCUGCCUCUCCUGCUCAAGGGAACGGCAGUCCCGUCUGAGGAUGGCCAUCCAGCUCAGGUGAUGAUUGUGAACCAUACAUCGGUGGGAUCAGUCACUGCGAUACCGUUCCAAGGCAUCUACAACUCUUCAAAGGCUGCCUUUGCUUCACUCUCCGACACCAUGCGUCUCGAGCUGGCACCUUUCGGGAUUCACGUCGUGGAGCUCAAGACAGCUGGUGUGAAAACAAACCUGAUCUCGAACAACAAGUUCAACACCACUGGCGAACGGCUGCCGGAAGGUUCGAUUUAUGAGCCAGCCCGGGAAAUUGUGGAGAGGGCUAUGAGCCAAGAUGAACUCCGAGUUAGAGGAAUCUCGCCGGAUCAGUGGGCAUCGGAGGUUUCUUCAGCGUUAUUGGCAAAGAACCCACCGAGAGUCAUCUGGAGAGGUGAGAGUGCACUCUUGUCUCGGGUGGCAUCAAUGCUGCCGCCGGGACUCUUUGAAGGGAUGCUCAAGAAGAUGACCAAAUUGGAUAUGGUAGAGAACAUCAUCAAGGAAGGCAGGCGAUGA
This is a messenger RNA of Colletotrichum chrysophilum, 915 nucleotides long. RefSeq lists its product as uncharacterized. Gene Ontology annotation, cellular component: lipid droplet; endoplasmic reticulum. The record is from RefSeq and is a predicted model, not a curated record. Lineage: Eukaryota; Fungi; Ascomycota; Sordariomycetes; Glomerellales; Glomerellaceae. Gene Ontology annotation, biological process: phosphatidic acid biosynthetic process; triglyceride catabolic process. Gene Ontology annotation, molecular function: acylglycerone-phosphate reductase (NADP+) activity; triacylglycerol lipase activity. Bases 1 to 915 code for a protein of 304 amino acids. The transcript has a single exon.